UCCGCAAGAGAUGAACACACUCCGAAGUCCUUGAUAUUAUGCUUACAGAGAGCAUUGUGCACCCAUGACUUUUUCUUUCGAUUGCGAACCACAACUACACAGCGGCUGCCGAACGACCUCAUGCCGACCAAGCGAGCGCCUGAUGCUGGCGAGCAGGAUGAAGAGUCCACGAUAGACGCGGCCCGGUCUCGGCCUGGCAAACGAGCCAUUGCCACGGAUGAAAGAUGCGGUCCAGGCUCGGGCAAACGACGUUUGGCAUAUGCCCCGCGAGCUUGUGAUAGCUGUCGUCGAAGGAAAGGAAGGUGUGAUGGCAAGGUGCCAUGCGACUACUGUGCGGGGAGAGGACAAACAUGCCAUUACUCGUUGACGCCGAGCGACUGGAGGAGCGUGCUCGGCGACGUCCCAACGACUCAGCCGUCAAGCAAUGCCAAAGUCCUCUUGGCCACGUCGAGCACAUGCUACUGAGCCUGCAGAAAAAGCUUGAAUACCUUACGGCCAUCGUUGGACAACACUUACGGGAGAAUGAUCACGAAGCGCAGACAUCACAUGUUCAGGAUGGUCUAAGAGCCGAGAGACCUCUUGCGUUUGUUUCGAAUUGCGAUACUGGAGCACAAAGAGUAAGGUCCCUUCAGCAUGACGACAAGACCAACAACGUGAAGCAAGGUAAUGCUUUCUCCGAUGCAGAAAACAGUAGUCAUGCAGCCUCGGCGACUACAAGGACCACGUUCUCAGGCUACAUGAGCCCUGACUACAGCUUCCAGUUGGCACGAGACAAGCUUUUGCGUGAGAGUGAUAGAGUCAAUGAUCGUGGUCGAAGAUCAAACAUAACCUGUGCUGAUCAAAAACUCUGCGACGGGCUCAGUCACUCGAUACCAGACACCAUUGAAGGAAGCGCAUCUCAAAGCAGUGGCCGGCAUGCCGGUCCGUCAUCAACCUUUACUUGCCUCGUGGAGCUGCCUUUGAGAAUACCUCUGGUCGAAGCACUUCGGCUCAUAGACAUGUAUGAACAGCUCGUCGGCGAGCGAUACCCGCUCUUGGAGGUUGCUUGUCUGAAAGAAAAAGCCGAAACAUGGUAUGCAUGGGCCGUUGGAUUCAGUGCUGGGACCGAUGACCCUCCAAAGUCAUGCCCCUUGGAUGAGGACGAUUCUCUCAUAACACUCCUAGUGAUUUGUAUCACACUUGCUGCUGAGGUCGCUUUUGCGAAGCCAAUUGACAGCGAGGAGCUCUACUAUACUCUGGAGAAGAGCAUCCAAUCAAGAACCCUUUCCCCCGUUUCGAGCAUGAAAGAUAUCAUCAUUAUCCUGCUGGCAGCACACUAUCACUACUUCAGAGACAUCGUACGGACCUCUUGGAGAUUAUGUGGCAUUGCUGGCUCCAUGAUGAUGGAGCUCGGCCUGCACGACGCCGAAGUUGUCAAGAACGUGCUUGGCUCUGAUCAAGAACGUGCAGAAGCGGCAGUCAUAGCUGGCGCAGUGAUCACGCUCGAUCAUCAGUAUAGUGCAUUAGUGGGCUUGCCAACCCGUUACAAGACGGCUUCCUUCUCAACAGAACUUCUGUCAGCUGUGCACACGCCAUAUCUCAAAGCUAUGAUACCGUUCCUUCACAUUAGCGAGAUGGUUUCCACGAUGAUUGCCGACGCGCUGGAAUGCGGCUCAUUCGAUGACGGGGAUGCUUUCGAGCUCGUCAAUUUUCAAAUCGAACAAUGGCGCCGCAAAGCCUUGUCAAACCAUGCUCCGAUCUUGUUGCAGCGUGCUUAUUGCUCCCACGACAAACUGCCAUCUUGGUCUUUACUUCUAUACCUGAGGGCCAACUCAGUGAAAAACAUGCUGGUACGGCUCUUCUUCGUCUUAAGUGGCCCGCGAUCGGCUGCCGAGCGCCAGGUCAAGCCAGCACUCGAUCUCAUCAGCGAUUCUGUGGAGACAUUGGUCGAAUUGGACGAACAUACUACUUUCUAUCGCAACCAGCAUGCUCACUUCCAGCACAUGCUAUCAGGAGCCUGCGCACUUCUGUUCCUGGUCGUUACAUAUAUCGAAAGGAACCCCACGGCCGGAUGCAUAGGACAAUUCGAUACCGUGGCAAAGAUUCGCCAGGUUUUCGAAAGCGCGGUGGCCCUAUCUCGAGCCUAUAGUGGUAUCUUCACCGCAGCUGAGACUUUACUGCGGCGAUUGGAGGACAUGGCGCCAAUCCUCGACCGACUCAGCAACCGAUCGAAAGAGCUUAACUCUGACCCAACGAAUCCUUCUCAAUCAGUAAGAUCGCCUGUCGCUCAGACGAAGCAAGACUCGGGAUCUACUGGACAGGAGCCCCAAUUUGUCGACAGCGUACAUCGCGAAUCUGCUGUGGCCGACUCUACGAAUCGGAUGCAGCUACCGUUGCACGAUUGCAAUGCCUUCUUCACUCCCGGCAUGGUCGAGAGAAUGCCGUGGCCCGAUCCAUCCCUAAGUUGUGCCAAGUCCAACUUUGCUCCAAUGAGGCAGCCUUACAAUAAUGCCGCUGCGGCAUCUUUCAUCGAUCCAAUGUCAUCGAUAGCCCCAGUAUCGAUGGCGCGCUGGCUCACGACAAAUGCAGAUGGCAUAGUUGCGCCAGUCCAACAAUGGUCGCUUGAUGGCGGGGAAGAUCAUUUCAAUAGCUGGAGUAAUACCUGAAUUGAUCUCACCUACUGCUCGGCAGAUCAAAUUUCUUCACUGGAGACUUAUGGAGUCCAAAGAUGUUGGUGUUGAUCUUCCAGAUAUCACGAGGCAAAGUGGGGCCAUCAUACCAUUGAAACAACAAGUCGACGCCGACCCUUCUCCAAUGUCUUUGACUAGCUGUCCUGUGCGUCAAAGUAAAAACGCAGACAAGCAUGCGCUUGUCUUUCUGCUGAGAGUAGCGGUCUGGAUCUAGGUACCCGCCUAAACCGGACUGGCCGACAUGAAGGACCUAAUUGUCGCAACUUGUUUAGCCGUCUACAAAAAUAUAUCUGAUUGCCACACGAAACAUAUCAUUUCAAGACGGAGCUCCCACGAAUCGAACGAGUCCAAACGGACAUCCAUCGAAUCCGAGAACUUGACCGAUAGAAGUAUAUCUAGAUGCCUAAUUGAUUCCCACGUGGUCCCCUGGUGUGUCUGUCGCGGAUAGACGGCUGGCCGGAAAAUACGGCAUUCAUUCUUGUCUCCAAGCUCAACCUGCCGAAUUGGGCAAUUUCAGCAACAGCGCCAAGAUGAUCGUCGCAUGCAAAUUGAAUGAAGCAUUGAUGGCAGCGUAGCUUGUAGGAGUUCGACAAUUGAAUGUCAUUGCAUGCUUCGACUGCAAGCAGUUAUGGAUUUUUGUGGGGCUCGAUGGUGUUUGUUGAAGGACCUGGCAGUCGAACUCGAUGAUUAUCAAUCCAACGGCGACGGAAGAGACGAAUUUCAGCAUAUUCCGGUCGACAAUCAUUAUUGGACAGCAUUUCUUAGCCUUCGUGGCAGUGCCAUGAUCCUUUCCCCAUCAGAUGGAACGUCCGCCUUCUAUUCGUCGGCAACUACUUUCUCGGCCGGAUUAACCCUUCUCACGUAAGCCGUAUUCCUGUGGCUAUAAAUUGACGCCAUAGGGCAAAUGACCGCAAGUAGUAAUGCGAAGAUUGUUCACUCCAUGGACCCUAAGUCUU
This is a messenger RNA of Cercospora beticola, 3625 nucleotides long. RefSeq names its product fungal specific transcription factor domain-containing protein. The record is from RefSeq and is a predicted model, not a curated record. NCBI's taxonomy places the organism in Eukaryota, Fungi, Ascomycota, Dothideomycetes, Mycosphaerellales, Mycosphaerellaceae.